Messenger RNA from Colius striatus (speckled mousebird), 2682 nucleotides. It is a transcript of the gene NIPSNAP1, whose product is annotated as nipsnap homolog 1. Gene Ontology annotation, cellular component: mitochondrion. The coding region runs from base 1430 to 2302 and encodes 290 amino acids. The transcript has 9 exons. The record is from RefSeq and is a predicted model, not a curated record. NCBI's taxonomy places the organism in Eukaryota, Metazoa, Chordata, Aves, Coliiformes, Coliidae.
CACCCCUCCGCCCGGCCCCCAUCCCCCUCCCCGGGCUCCCGCUUCUCUCCUCACGCCCUUCCUUUGCCCCCCUCCCCCGCGCUUGCUCUCGGCGGGUCGAGGGCCGCAGCUGGCGGGCGGGCCCCGGGCCCUGGCGUGGCGCCGGCCGGGGGGGCCUCGCUGUUAAUGGCUCACCAGGCGGAGCGGCCCGGCGGGCAAAGGUCCCGCGGCGGGGGAGGGGACGGAGGGGCCCUGCCGCCCCCGGCCGCUGCUCCCGGGGUGGACACUGAGGGGCCCUGACCGCCCCCAGCCGCUGCUCCCGGGGUGGACACUGAGGGGCCCUGCCGGCCCCAGCCGCUGCUCCCGGGGUGGACACUGAGGGGCCCUGCCGGCCCCAGCCGCUGCUCCCGGGGUGGACACUGAGGGGCCCUGACCGCCCCCAGCCGCUGCUCCCGGGGUGGACACUGAGGGGCCCUGCCGGCCCCAGCCGCUGCUCCCGGGGUGGACACUGAGGGGCCCUGCCGGCCCCAGCCGCUGCUCCCGGGGUGGACACUGAGGGGCCCUGCUGGCCCCAGCCGCUGCUCCCGGGGAGGGGACGGAGGGGCCCUGCCGCCCCCGGCCGCUGCUCCCGGGGAGGGGACGGAGGGGUCCUGCCGGCCCCAGCCGCUGCUCCCGGGGAGGGGGACGGAGGGGCCCUGCCGCCCCCAGCCGCUGCUCCCGGGGAGGGGACGGAGGGGCCCUGACCGCCCCCGGCCGCUGCUCCCGGGGUGGACACUGAGGGGCCCUGCCGCCCCCAGCCGCUGUUCCCGGGGAGGGGACGGAGGGGCCCUGCCGCCCCCAGCCGCUGCUCCCGGGGAGGGGACGGAGGGGCCCUGCCGCCCCCAGCCGCUGCUCCCGGGGAGGGGACGGAGGGGCCCUGCCGGCCCCAGCCGCUGCUCCCGGGGUGGACACUGAGGGGCCCUGCCGCCCCCAGCCGCUGCUCCCGGGGUGGGGACGGAGGGGUCCUGCCGCCCCCAGCCGCUGCUCCCGGGGAGGGGACGGAGGGGUCCUGCCGCCCCCGGCCGCUGCUCCCGGGGAGGGUCUGGCCGCCCCCGCACCCUCCUAGGGGGCAGCGAUGGGGCUGCACCGGUGCCGUGGGGCAGCGGCUCUGCACCACCGCGGAGAGGUCACGGGCGGCAGGAGCGGCUCCUGGGGCUGAGGGAGAAGCCUUUGGCUGGGGAGCUGGUUAGGGGCCACCUCCCCCCCGUGCCACUCACCCCCUCGGAGCCAGCGUGGGACAGAGCCACCCCCCUCCCCACACACCCAACCUGGGCUAUGGAAAUGCCCCCGUUUUCCCCCCACAUCCCCCCUUCACACCCAACACAGGCAGUGCUGAGCUCUGGCUCCUUUCUCCCUGAGAUGAACUGAACGGAUCCCACCUGAGUGGUGAAGCCUCCCCCCAAGAUGGACAAUGCUCCCCAGCAGCCAGCCCAGGCAGGAUCAGCCUUUGGUGCCUUCCAGCUGCUGGUUUCCCACAGCAGGGGACUGUGGGUGGCCCUGCCCCUGCCCUGACCCACUGUCUCACAGGGGCUACUCAAGGGAUGCCGAGGGCAGCUGGUUCCGCUCCCUCUUUGUGCACAAGGUGGAUCCCCGUAAGGAUGCUCAUUCCAAUCUCCUCUCCAAGAAGGAGACCAGCAACCUCUACAAGAUCCAGUUUCACAACGUCAAGCCAGAGUGCCUGGAUGCCUACAACAGCCUGACAGAGGAGGUGCUGCCCAAGCUGCACUCGGAUGCUGACUACCCCUGUGACCUGGUGGGCAACUGGAACACGUGGUAUGGCGAGCAGGACCAGGCAGUGCACCUCUGGCGCUUCUCGGGCGGGUACCCAGCCCUCAUGGACUGCAUGAACAAGCUGAAGCAGAACAAGGAGUACCUGGACUUCCGUAAGGAGAGGAGCCGGAUGCUGCUGUCCCGCAGGAACCAGCUGCUGCUGGAGUUCAGCUUCUGGAACGAGCCCCUGCCACGCCAGGGCCCCAACAUCUAUGAGCUGAGGACUUACAAGCUGAAGCCAGGGACCAUGAUUGAAUGGGGCAACAACUGGGCUCGGGCCAUUAAGUACCGGCAGGAGAACCAGGAGGCAGUUGGGGGGUUCUUCUCCCAGAUUGGGGAGCUGUAUGUUGUGCAUCACCUCUGGGCUUACAAGGACCUGCAGUCCCGGGAGGAGACGAGGAACGCAGCCUGGAGGAAGAGGGGCUGGGAUGAGAAUGUGUAUUACACGGUCCCGCUCAUCCGCACCAUGGAGUCACGGAUAAUGAUUCCCCUGAAGAUCUCCCCCCUGCAGUGAGGGGGGUCUGUGCUGGGGCAUCUGCCUGCACCCCCAGGGGCUCGCUCCCUGCUUGCUAGGGGAAGGGUGUCUGUGCUCCUCCCCCAGCUCCUGCCUCUCCUUUCCCCUUCCUGCACCAUUUUGGGGUGCCCUGUGGGGGAUGGGAGAAGGGACAGGUCUGCAAUUGGGAAGGGGAAAGGUGGGAGCUGCCUCCUGCACUCUCCUGCAGUGGGUCCCCAGGUGGGGCAGGAGCUGGUGCUGCCCUGGGGGGCUGGACAGGCUGCAGAGCUGUGUUGUGGGAAGCAAAUGUCUUAAUUAUUGUGAAGGGGCUCAGUGGGUGUCUUUCCUGCUGAGAACCUGUCUCACUGUGGACCAUUGCCAAUUAAAUAUUUAAUAUGCCA